This is a messenger RNA of Lates calcarifer (barramundi perch), 6779 nucleotides long. It is a transcript of the gene slc25a14, whose product is annotated as solute carrier family 25 member 14. Bases 495 to 1472 code for a protein of 325 amino acids. Lineage: Eukaryota; Metazoa; Chordata; Actinopteri; Centropomidae. Gene Ontology annotation, biological process: mitochondrial transport. Gene Ontology annotation, cellular component: mitochondrial membrane. The transcript is spliced from 8 exons. The record is from RefSeq and is a predicted model, not a curated record.
UUGCUAAUCGGUAACCUCGCCAACAAGCGGGCUAGUAAUUUACAGAAGUGUUAGCGGGUUAGCAGUUAGCCUAGCAGGAGCCAUCUGCCUCGAGCUAACCGUUAGAAACAGUUGGCACGGUCAUUUCUGUGAUGAAGACUGUUAAACUGGGCGGGUUUCUUAUUUAAACUGCACAUCAUAACAAGCAGGGUGAUUUAUUCUUCGUUAUUCAUGUGCUGAUUAUGUGACCAUAUGCGUUAAUGGUAAUAAAUAACUUUCAUUCUCGUGACACUGUUGCUGUCGCUGUCACUCAUGGUUUGUCCUCCCCCGACACGCCAGCCAAUUGAAUCGCUCGGAACGUUUGAUUGACAGAACUCAGCAGCCAAUAGCAGCCCCACAACAAAUAUGAUGGCUCUCUUAGCGGUGUUCGACACAGCGGGCGUCUCUUUCCGGCGCAGUGUGCUGGGAUGCUGAUGCUGAGGAGCCUCGUUGAUCUGUAGCAUCAUUUGGUCUCAAUGUUUCUCGACAUGUUGUAUUGUCUGCGGUUGCAUCACUGUGUUGACCUCUGUCUGGGCGGCCUACUCUUGUUUUUAGCGGGGCUGCAGCAGGUGGAAGCAGCCGCCGCCGCGGAGAUGACCAACUUGAACUGGAAGCCGUUUAUCUACGGAGGCAUGGCCUCGAUUGUCGCAGAAUUCGGGACAUUUCCCAUUGACCUGACUAAGACUCGACUACAGGUCCAGGGUCAGUCCCAGUACACGGAGGUGCGCUACAGAGGCAUGUUUCACGCCCUCUUCAGGAUCGGCAAAGAGGAGGGCAUCCGAGCGCUAUACUCUGGGAUUUCUCCAGCUCUGCUGAGACAAGCUUCUUAUGGCACAAUCAAGAUAGGAACCUACAACUCUCUGAAGAGGCUGUUUGUCAGUCGACCAGAAGAUGAGACAAUGGUCCUCAAUGUCUUCUGUGGUGUCGUGUCUGGAGUCCUGUCCUCCUCUCUGGCCAACCCCACUGACGUCCUCAAGAUCAGAAUGCAGGCGCAGGGCAGUCUGCUCCAAGGCAGCAUGAUGUCCAACUUCAUCAACAUCUACCAGACAGAGGGAACCAGAGGCCUGUGGAGAGGUGUCAUUCCCACUGCGCAACGGGCAGCCAUUGUCGUCGGGGUGGAACUUCCUGUCUAUGACAUCACAAAAAAGCACCUGCUUCGCUCUGGCCUCAUGGGAGACACCAUUUUGGCUCAUUUCAUCUCCAGCUUCACGUGUGGCUUGGCGGGGGCGCUGGCCUCCAACCCUGUAGACGUGGUCCGGACUCGUAUGAUGAACCAGCGAGUUCUGUCGGGAAGCCCCAUGUACAAAGGGACUCUGGAUGGAGUGAUGCAGACAUGGAAGAACGAGGGCUUCUUCGCUCUCUAUAAGGGAUUCUGGCCGAACUGGCUGCGACUGGGGCCUUGGAACAUCAUUUUCUUCAUCACCUUCGAGCAGCUGAAGAAGCUCCCGUUUUAACACGAGCAGGGAGGUGGGACUUCGCCGGUCUGCAGACUGUGCCAGGGAUUAAUUGGAGUGUGAGCGCGGCAGCACCUGGAGUUUUGACACCAGUAUUUUCACCCCCCCCCCCCCCCCCCCCCCCCUCUGAAUCCAUAGAAAUGAUAUGCUCAUGCACAUGCUCAUCAAAAUCCAAUAAUGAUUUCUGCUUUUUAUUUGUGUUUUAUUUAUUUUCACUUAUUCUUUUAUUUCAUGCAGUUUUAAGGACUGUUGCUUUGAUGACUACUGUCGCCCUCAGCCACCUUUUGACACCCCUCCCCCCUCAGGCAGCUAAAUAUCUGCUUGUAGCUGAAGACUGAAAGUUUGGAAGACUAGGUUUAUUUCCGCGAGCUGUUGAGAAUCAUGGAGUUCACCACUGUGGAUUUGGUGAGUGGAACCUCGUGAGCUUUGGCGAUUGAAACGCAGAUCUGGAAAAACAUGACUGAGUAAAAGAAGAAAAGAAUACAAAAUUUAAAAAUGACUGAAUGUGUAGGAACCCUGUAUUUUUUAAGGGCGUAGGCAUGGCAUGAAAUGUGCAAGGAAGUCUAGACUUACCUGUUGAAUGUUGAGGAAUUGCAUGGAUGUUAAACUGACUGUUACGAGUAGUCACUGUCCUUCGAGAGAAUGCACAGAGUGGAGGAAAUACUGCUCAGUGGCACUCCAGAAGAAGAUAGGCUUUGUAUUGGAAAUGAUAUGCAGUGAUUAGAGGGUGUAACGAUUCUGAAACGCAGACCGAACCCACAAAAUAACCGUCCACAGCACAUUUAAACCACAAAAUUAUCCUGUUUAAAGUUAGGGCAGAACAUUACACCUACUUUAUUUUCUUCCAACAGUCUGUGUCGUGACUGUUUUGGUUAGCCUAGUUUAAUAAACUUAAAAUGACUAAUAAUCCUGAGAUUACAGAUCGAGGUCUGAACCAAAUCAUUACACCCCUGACCACAACAUAUUAUGAGCUUUGGUUUGGUGUCAAAAAAUGGGGUCGCAAAGCCUCUGAAAUUUGUGUAGUUUUAACUUUAUGUAGGUCAGUUACCAGAAAAUCACUCAACACAUGAACAUAAUCUGAAGCUUCUCUAUUUAUUGUUUAGUAUUUGUUCAGACAUUUUGAAAUAUAAACUCCAGACUUCUGUGAUCUUAAAGAGAACAAUCAGAAAUCUGAACCAAAGCCUCUAAUGAGAAAAGGGAGACAUGUUUAUGCUGUUUUUAUUCAUUCACAACCAAAUAAUAAUUUAUUUUAUAUUGUUAAAGAAACACAGACUCCAGAUUAAUCACUCCGAUUGAAGGUUUUAGUUUUUUUAUUUUUGCUGUAGAGAGUUAUUUUUUCAGUUUUGCCUCACCUCCAGUCAGCUGCAGUGUCUGGAGGUGACGAGUUGUGGUUUGCUGCCGUUUGUCUUUACCGACCCCACAAGACGACAAACCCGGUGCACGAUGUAAAUGGCUGUACAGACUCAUUCACACACACAGGUGGAUGUACUUAAUCUUCGGCAUGUUGAGGUGUACAUACGAUGCCUUGUUGCGCUAUCUUUACCAGUUGUGUGUCUCGUCUGAGGUGAGGUCAGUGGACCUCAUCCUUUCAUCCACCUUCAUCACCAGACUUUUUUUUAAUGUCAGUUGUUAUAUUUUUAGUAUUUUUUAUUUAUUUUAAAAGCUGAUGGGUUUUUUUUCUCAUGACAGCAGGGUUGUUUUUUUUUUAGUCAGUCGAAGGAUUCUCUUCCUGGCAGCCAUUUUGAUCAGACGAGUGUCUCGAAGUUUUCUUGAGAAGAGACAAGUCGUCUUUCUUCUGCUGUAACGGUGCAAACUUGGUGAAUCCUGUACUGUAACCGACGCACAAUGAAAACAGGCUGUAACUUCUACAUGUAAGCUGAUGCUGGUCGAUCCUUCAUAUCCCCUGGUCUGUGCUGCUGUUUGCUCGAAUUGUGAACCAGCCCGGCUGUUUCAUCCGUUCUUCUGUUUUAUCCUGCUUUUAUCUGCUGGCCUUUAACGUCACCUCAGAGAGUCAGAUUUCCAGGCAGUUAUUAGUUUCUUUUUGAGCUUUGUCAGCACUUUCACAGCCAGUUUUAAUUUGCUCUGUUUGUUUGUUUGUUUUUUUUUCAUUUUAAAGUGUACCUCAUCUUGUCAUUUUUCCAUGUCGUGCAGUUUGGGAUGCGGUUUCCAGUGCGUGUUGGAAAACGUCAGGUGUUCCCGGUGUGUUUCUGCCUUUCUCAUGAACUUGGUGUAAAGAUAAUUUAAUGCAGUCCUGGAGUCCUGGGAGACUCCCACUGUUACAGCCUUACACUUUACAAUGAUCACCUGUUAAUGUGAUAAUGUUGCUCCUCUGCCUGUUCUGAUGCCUCAUUAACAUACUGAGUUGAGGAGUUUUUUCAUUUGUUUGUGUUAUACAGUUCUCAUUAUUGAAGUUUUAAAACCCACUUCUGUUACCUCAGCAGUGGCCAUGCUUUCCUGAGCCAUUUAAACUGUCUGUGUUUCAUGUUGUCUCCAUCGUAUGACGUUUAAUCAGCUUGUGGAGUGACCACAUGUUAUCAGCUGGCCGGGGUUACUCGUAGGAACAGGUUCAGGACUCCGGAUUGGGGUCAGAGGUCAGGUGGAGAUGCAGCUAAGAUUUGUGUCAGGCUGUCAAAGAUGAUACAGAUUCAUUCAUUCAUUCCUUUGGUUUUGGUUUCCAUCCACACUGACGAUGCUUCACAGUCCUGAGAUUAAUCCACUUACCAUUUAUUUAACAGACCAAAAGAGAUGGAAGAAAAAGAACAUUUGCUGUUUUUCUGUUGUUUUUAGAUCCAAAGUAAUUAGCUGAGCAAUACGAACAGAACAUUAACUAGCUCCUGCUUCUCAUAUGUGAAAAUUUGUUGCUUUUAUUUGAUUUCUAUCAGAGAAAAUUAUUGAAUAUCUUAAUUUCAGACACAAUGAACUUGAAGCUCUCCUCUUUGGGUUCUUUGGGUUUGUUUCACAUUUCAUAGAUUAAAUAAUUGAUAAAUUAAAAAGCCAGUGUGGAUGGAAACCUCUCAGAAAACAGCACUUUCAGAUUUAUACAUAUUAGUGUGGUCAAUACAGUGUUCAUAUAAGUUGCAGUAGUAUCACAGCACGCAGUAAAUGUACAUUGGAAGGUGAAUUUCAUCAUUUUAAUUCAGUGAAAACUGAGUGAAUGGAACUAAAUUAACUGUGAGAUGAACAUUCUUAAGGUGGACUGACGAGAUGCAGCAGAUUCAGGCUGGUUUUAACAGCUGCUCCUUCGCACAGUGUUGUGAAUGUGAAACCUGGUCUGGUAAAUUAGAAGGCCAGCGCAGUGAGUGGCACCUUUUAAAAGAUCCAAAUUAAAGUCCUGUAGUUGUUGUUGAAUCAUUUUUUGGGAGAUUUUUAAAAUUGUUUUAAGCUUUUUAUUUUCUAAUUGUUUGAAAGAGUUCUGCUUUUAUGUUGAUGAGCGUGAUCUAUUUAUUCGACUCUGUGUUCAGUCAACCUGAAUACAGCUCAGCUGAUGCUGCUUUUCAUUCCUGCUUUGAUUCCUUUAAAAAGUAAUUAAUGCUGACACUGGCUUUGUCUUGUCUGUUUCAUUUUUGUAAACUGCUUUGUUUUGUUUUAAUUUGAACUGUUGCCAAGUGCUCUGACAACCCUUCACUUAUUUGCCUCAUGAUUCAUUCCCCUCAGCCGCCAUUUUGUGUUCAUGGCGAACAAAUUGAGGUGUGUAAGAAGUAAAGAAAUAAUCACAGCUUGUAACUCCCUCCUAAACCACAACUUCACCAGUUAUGCUUUUUCUCCCGGAGUGGAUUAAACAAACAAGCUACUGCAUAUGAAUUAGUGCGCUUUAGAGCUUCCCCUUUAUGCUAAGAGUGUUUCCCAAACUGUCGAAUAGUUCCAGUGAAAUAAAUCUGUGCAUCUUUGCAAAUUAUUUGGUAAAUGGUGCAAGUUUAGUGAGUUGAACUUGACCUGAAUAAUUUGUGAUUCACAGAUUGGAAGGAAUAGAGUUCAGAAAUAAUAUUUAAUUGAAGAGGGAACCUCUUGUGUGGCCUAAUUUUAGCAGAAACUUUGAGUGUAAACUGAUAUUUUCUUCGUCUCACACCAGCUGUGUGUAAAAUGAGUUGGCAGCUAAUUAAUAAUACUGGCUUAGAGCAUGGGAUUUGUUGUUCUGUGAUGUAGUGUUGACAGUCUUCCUCUCAGUGAGGUUUCUGUCUCGCUAUCCGUUUAUAAUACUGUACCUGCAUUCACAGUCUUCAUCAGUAGAUGGGAUUUUUCUCAGUUGAAAGCUCUGGAAAGUGGACCUUGAGUCAAGAUGAUUUUGGCAAAGUAUUAGCUUUGCUUAGAAGGAAGGAACUAAAAGGAAACAGAUCCAGAAAACUGCUCUGUGGCACUAAAGCAUGUUUUAAUAAUGUGUGUUUUUGUUUUCUCACUAGAUACACUGAUUGUGAUUAGGUAGUGCUUUGUGUUAAUGAGAGAGAGCUUGUGACUGGUAGAAAGAAGGAAGUCAGUAAAUAGUUAGAGAACCUCACCAGUGUGUGCCAUGUGAUUUGUUUUUUAAGGUUUCAUCUUUAAAUGCUUUAAAUCAGUGGAUUCCUCAGUUACUAUGGUGGUUUCUUUAAUUUGAUGCUUUUCUAUUGUUUUACCUCAAAAGUAGUUCAACAUUCGUCAGAUUUCUCACAACCUUAAAUAUUCAUUUUACCUUUCAGGCACCAUCUUUCUCCUUACAGUCUGUUUAUUUGUCUGUGACUGACUCAAAUCUGUCUGUUUUUGUGUUGUGUUUUCGUAACCAGAGCCACAUUUCCCUGUCUCAAGAUAUUCGCCAUAAAUUUAUUAUUGGAUUCCUAGCCAAGUCAGCAUCAUUCCUCCUGAUAAAACAACCUGAAAAAACCUGUAGAUUGAUUGAUUGAUUGAUUGAUUGUUGCAUCUGGACAUUUAUUUUAUCAGUUGAUAAAAUAAAUUUACUCCAAACUUCAUGUAGGUUUGUUUUUGUUGUCCCUUCUAUUAAGAUGCUGUUUCAGAGGCUUGAGUUCAGGCAAAAUGUUUCGUCAUUCUGAUUUUAAAAAUAAUUUAUAGUGUGGAAAUUAAGUGACAAAUCUGCAUCUGUGCAGCAGUCUGACAGGAUAGAAAAUCUAUAAAUAUUUUUGUAAAUUUUCUCCUCACUUCCACUGAUCACUUGCACUUUGGUGUCUGCUCAGCUUGUACUGUUACUGUCUAUAACCUUUUCCCUCGUUGACUCACUGAAUUUCUAUGGUGGAAGUGGAGAUCACUUUUUUAUUUUCUUUGACAAAAUGGGUUUGGCUUUAUAUAAAUUCAGUGUUCACUCAAAUAAAAUAUAUGCUGUGA